Messenger RNA from Trichoplax adhaerens, 6492 nucleotides. RefSeq lists its product as uncharacterized. NCBI's taxonomy places the organism in Eukaryota, Metazoa, Placozoa, Uniplacotomia, Trichoplacea, Trichoplacidae. The transcript has 9 exons. The annotation marks the transcript as partial. The record is from RefSeq and is a predicted model, not a curated record.
AGCAGUAAACUACAUAACCUUCGAUGCCACUUUCUGGAAUCGUUCUUAGACCAUUUUCCAAAGUUAAGAAAUCUUGACGGUCUGCAAAUAGUUCCGUUUAUGCAAGUAGUCUUUAUGUUGUGCAGCGAUUUUGAUGACCAAGAACACGAAAGACAAACUCUGAUUAACGUCAUCGAUACUAUAGUAUCAGAAUUAGACUUACAAUCGCAAGGAUUUAGUGGACUAACAGAUCGAUCAUCCCGCCAUGACUUACAGUUAAUGUUUCUAAAAUUCUUGGGUGUACUUAUGACGAAGGUGAAAGGAAUGAGUAGAUCCGCCUUAUCUGCUUGCGUCUUAACAGCGUCUUAUUUAAUGCGCUACAAUAUAUUAGAUUACUGCCUCGGUGCUCUUAAGGCAUUAAGUACAUACUGGAAAGAAGUCUAUCCAACACAUCAAUAUGUAUCUUCUGUUGGAGUAUUGCUGAAAGAACGGCGUACUAAUCUACUUCCUGAUAUGUCUCCGUUUUUUCUACGGCGACAUGUUAGGACUCACGUAAACGAUGUCUUCGCUAAUUACGUUCAGCAGCUUACCGAAAUUUUACUGAAAAUACCUUACCAAAUCAAGAAAUUAGCGGAAUCACAGGGAGCAGACAUGGUUAUUCCUGAAUUUCGUCAGGAAUGGUUUAAUAUCUUAUCCGAGUAUAUGAUUUUACAAUUAACACCGGCCGUUCGUCGUGCAGCACGAAAAUUAUUAAUGUAUCUUUGUGGAUCAAAGCAAGUAUACCGAAGGCAGUUAGAUUUGUACACGAUAAAAUAUCAUAUUGCAAAAGUGCAAGAAAUAUGUUCUAGCCAUGGUUUUCGAUUAUCCUCAACGUAUAUAAGACCUAUUUCUAUUUCACUACCGUAUGAUGUAGUAAGUCAGAUGGUCAAACAUUUACGAGAGUGUCUCGACAUUAGUAUUGCAAGACCGGCGAGUUGGCAUUCCUUCUGUUUUUCCAACGAUAUUAUAGUACCAUAUCUUAUCCAAGUUACUGUUGCAUUUGAUGAGGGUAUUGCUCCCAUAAUAUUAGACCUGUUAGCGAUUUCAUAUCGAGAAAAUGAUAAUACUAAUUCAUCAAGUAUAACUAAUGCGACCUCAUCACUAUCUGAAUCGACAAAUCCAUCGUUGACUCGUAAAAUAUUUGAAAUAAUCCCUAAGACAACUCUUGCACACUUCCUUCGAAAAUUUUUAUUAGAAUCAAAUGUACAUAAUGUGCGAUUUCAAACGUUGUGCUUAAUGCUAUCAAUUUACGAAAGUGCAUCAAUGGAGGAUCAAAAAGUUGUUGUUGAUGUAUUAUGUGAUUUAUGGCCGCUUAUUCCAGCUUACGGAAGAAAAGCGAAAGAAUUUGUUGGUCUUCUUGGUCAUAUAUCUAGUAAAGUAUUAGUAGCUAAAAAAUUGAAUGCGCUUUCCAUUAAAGUUAUCGAACUAUUAAGAGUUUUAAAUGAAAAAUUGAAGAAUCAUCCUAAUGCAAGUAUCUAUAAUCAGUUGAUGAGUUUUGUUGACUUCGAAGGAUAUUAUCUUGAAAGUUACCCUUGUUUAGUUUGCAAUAAUCCAGAGAUUCCAUUUAAUGUAGUCAAGCUAACUUCACUAAAGGCUGACACUCGUUACACAGCUUCUACUCAAAUAGUUAAAUUAUCAUGCAGUCAUAUGAUUUCUGCUGUAACAAUCCGUAUUAGUGACAUUAAACGUGCAAAAAUGAUUCGUACGAUUAAUAUAUAUUACAAUACGAAAACCGUACAAGCAAUUGUAGAGUUGAAAAACAAGCGCUUAUGGGAUAAAGCUUUAUCAUGUCAAUUAAAUCAAAAUCAAUCAGAAAUGAAAGUUGAGCUUCCAUUACCGGUAGUCGCCACAAAUGUUAUGAUCGAAUUCGCAGAUUUUUAUGAUAACUUUCAAGCAUCGGCGGAAACCUUGCAAUGUCCUAGAUGUAGUGCAUCUGUGCCUGCUAAUCCUGGCAUUUGUAAUCAUUGUGGAGAGAAUGUUUAUCAAUGUCAUAAAUGUCGAGCUAUCAAUUAUGAUGAAAGGGAUCCGUUCUUAUGUAAUAGCUGUGGUUUUUGCAAAUAUGCCAAAUUUGAUAUCAAUGUAACAGCAAGACCCUGUUGUUCUGUUGAGCCUAUUAAGAAUGAUGAGGAUCGUAAAAAGGUGAUGUCUCAUAUUGACACCUUACUGGAGCGCGCGGAUGUUAUCUAUAAACAAUUAGCAGCAUACAGAACUCCAAUAAACGCUUUAUUAGCUAAAGUUAGUGAAAGCAACGAUACAAAGGAUUCGAAUGAAGGACACACAAGUUCUAGUACAAGUAGCAGUAGUGGAAGUCGUGUUAGCAAAACUAUCCAGCUUUUAUCGCAGAAAUACGCCAGUGAUUGUAAAUCAUCCUUUGAUGAACUUAGCAAAAUUAUUCAAGAAAUUCUUAUAUCACGUAAAGAAUUAACAGAUUACAACUCGAAGCAAAGCCUUGGUGAACUAAAUGUGGAUUCAACAAAUAGCCAAAUAUUACUUGGCUCUGACGAAAGCUCGAAGAAUGUCGUAAGUAUUCACUCCAUUGGUAAAUGCUAUGGAUGUACAGUUGCUGCUGUUGAAAAUUGUGUUACAGUUAUGAAAGCGUUCGCUACGAAUGAGAUUAUGAAAAGUUUGCUUUGUGAGGAAGAUAUUAUUGAAGAAUUGAUGAAAAAUAAUUUGCAUAGUGGUACAACCCGUAUUCAUAAUACCACACGGGAAUUGCUAUGCCUUUUAGCUAAGGACAACAAAUCAAUAAGUAAGCAGAUAAGUUACAUUUUAGAGCGUCGUGUACAGCAGUCGAUGUUCAGCCAUUACACAAAAGACAAUUUAGCCGCCUCAUUACAUCAAGAAAUGCGUCUGCUGAUUGACACAGUUGAUCUUGAAGACUCAUGUUGGGAAGAUAGACUAAAAACAGUAAUACGAUUAUGUUUAGUUGCUUCAAAAACAAAUUGUCCUGUAACAAUUGAAAAUGUCGUUGUCCCGUGUCUUCGAAUUCUAUCCAAAUUAAUUCAGCUCCCUAUGUCAACGAGCAGCAAUAAAAAGGGUAAACCUGGGCAUGCACUUGUAUCUAUAUCAACGGAUGGGCCUGAGGUCUAUGUCAAUGUAAAGAACUGGCUUAUUGAUGAUCAUGGUAGAGUUUAUGAAAAUUGGAAGAAAAUGUCGCCAUCGAAAUUAGCAGUAUCGUUGAAUAGCACCUCACGCGAAAAAUUUCAUGAAACUUACCUAAUGUCAAAAUAUAGUCGUUUAUGGAAGUUUAAUAUUCAGUUACGGCAUGGCAAAGCUGCUUUACUAUCAUCAAAUCAGUUACUUCUAUCAGAAAGCUGGCUGCAUGACGUUUUAUUUUCGCCUUCACGCUCUGCGCGCCAGAUAAUUUGUUCAAUUUUAGAUUCAGUUUGCCAAGAUAGCUAUGUUUGUCAUCGUAUCCUAGAUUUAUUGACCCAACUACUAGAUUAUAUCGAUGAUGCCGGUGAAAAGGCAAUGGAGUUGUUGCAAACAUACAAAAAAUUAACUAGACCUCGUCAUUGGAAACUAUAUUUAGUCGUAAAGAAGUUAAUUCCUCGAAUUGAAAUAUUAAUGGAAAAAGAAGUGCAAAAAUUAUUGUUAUUAGAAGAAUCAUCUCUUAGUUCUGAUUUAACACAAGGACUAUCAUUGAAGAUGUUAACUGAGAUUCUAAUUGCUAUUGCGAAUCAAGAACAAGUAAAAGUACGUUGCAGGUCACAAUUGAUGCGAAUUGUGCUUAAUAGCUACUUGUCAAUUAGAAGAUUGGUAAUUCAAAGAACUAAAAUUAUUGAUGAAACUCAGGAUUUAUUGUUGGAAAUACUAGAAGAACUAGUGGGUGGGACUGAAGAUGAAGUGAAAGAUUUCAUAAAAACCUGUGUCCAAAUAUUACGUAAAUGUCACCCGAAUGAUAUGAAAACUCCAAUGUUUAUUAUUGAACGUCUAUGUAGUACUAUAUAUCCUGAGCCAGAUAAUGAAAGCGAUGAAUUUCUCAUCAUUGUGGAUAAAGAUCCUCAACAAGAAGAUUUCUUGCAGGGCCGUAUGCAGGGAAAUCCUUAUAGCUCAAGUUCUCAUGGUAUGGGCCCUUUGAUGCGUGAUAUAAAGAAUAAAAUCUGUACAGAUUGCGAGCUUGUUGCAUUGUUAGAAGACGAUAAUAGUAUGGAAUUGCUAGUUAAUAAUAAGAUCAUUAGUUUAGAUUUACCUGUGAGUAAAGUUUACAAAAAAGUUUGGGCUGGCGAAGCGAAUAGUCCCAUGAAAAUAAUUUAUAGAAUGACUGGCCUAUUAGGUGAUGCUACUGAAGAUAUCAUCGAAUCACUUGAGAGCGACUCUGAAGAAGAAACUGAUCUGGAAGAAUCUUAUAAGUUAGCAUCAGUCGUUAGUGAAUGUGGCGGUUUAGAAGUAAUGUUAUCAAUUCUUGCAACGAUUAAAAAUUUAAGAGGCAGUCACGAUCUAGUAAAUGCUAUUCUGAAAUUACUGCAAUAUUGCAUCAACUUGAAAUCAAUUCGCUCAUUUCUGUUAAAGCCAUCUCUUGGAGCAUUAGAUAUUAUGCUUGGAACAUUAAAUCUUGCGCUUGAGAUGGUCAAAGAGUCACCUAAUGGCAGCGGUGCGGUCAUAAUCGAAAAACUCGUCAAAAUUAUGGAGGCUGUAUUACAAGAAGCUGCUACUGCAACUGCAGAUGAAACAGAAGUAUUACAGGGACGAACUAGUGAGGAUGAGCAUCAAUUAGCCACACUGUUGGAGCAAGUAUCCAGCAAAUACGUGAGAUCAAAUGAAAACGUUUUUCAAGCUCUGAUGAGAUUGAUUCCAUUUGUAACAUUUGGAGAUGUUGACAAAAUUCGUAUGCUCGUCAAUUAUUACCUACCGUACCUUGAUUUUAAAAGCUAUGAUGAGCAUGUGAACAACGAAGGACAAUUUUCUUUAGAUUGUUUCUGCCGCAUUGCUGAGAAUGUUCCAAAUAAUAAAAACGGUGAAAAAAUACGUGAUGUAGCAAUCGCAAGUGGAGUCACUCAAAAAGCAUUUGUCUAUAUCGAAGAAUAUAAUAUUGGACAAUCAAUUUUAGUUAAUACAGCGGAAAUCAAAUUAUUACCGUCGCUGCCUUAUGUUUUAAGGAUGCUACAAGGAUUGUGCUCCAAACACACAAAAAGCCAGUUGCUAGCUGAGAAUGCUGUCAUCAUCAACUUGCAUAAGCUGGAACAAGUCUCAGCUGAAGAGCAAAUUGGCUCCCUGGCUGAAAACUUGCUAGAAACUCUUAGUGAAUGUUCUUUAGUUGCUAACAUGGUUAAAGGAGCUAGACGAAAUACCAAAAUCGAAAAGAAGAAAUUAGCUAUGGCUAUGAGAAAGAAACAACUGGAAGCCAUCGGACUUAAAACUAAUGAUAAAGGGCAAUUAAAAGCUAAGCCACAACUACUCGAGCAAAUGAAUGAAAUAGCAGAGGAAACUGGUUUAAUCUGUUGCGUUUGUCGUGAAGGAUAUAAAUAUCAUCCUAAGAAAGUCCUGGGUGUCUAUUCGUUUACGACUAGAACAGUUAUGGAUGAAUUUGAAAAGCGAUCUAGUAAAACGCCAGGAUAUACUACAGUAUCAUACUUUAAUGUUAUUCACUUCGAUUGCCAUGCUUCUGCAGUUCGACUGGCUCGGAGUCGUGACGAAUGGGAGAGUGCUAUUCUUCAUAAUGGAAAUACCAAAUGUAAUGGACUUCUUCCAAUUUGGGGACCAGAAAUUCCAGAGUCUUCUUUUGCAGCGUGCUUAGCUAGUCAUAACAAUUACAUACAAGACUGUACUCAUAUUGAACCAUCAUUUCAUACCUCAGUUCAUGAUAUAAAACACUUAUUGUUGCUAUUUGCUCAUGAAAAGUCUUUCAGUCAUGAAAGUGGUGGUGGGGGCCCUGAAAGCAAUAUAUAUUUAUUGCCGUACCUCAUUAGUAUGACUCUUUAUGUGCUAAACUCAACCCGUGGAUUGAUGAGAGAAGAAAAAUCAAUGAAAGCAUUCGUUAGUACUCCCGAAGCUAAAUGGAUCGAAUCUGCAUAUGAGAUUGAUGGGCCAUAUUAUUACACUAUCUUGUCUGUCCUCGUCUACACGUACAACAAUUGGAGAGAAAACCGUAUAUUGUUCUUAAAAAGGCUGAUCAUUUGUGCUCAUACAAGACAUAUAUCACCGAAAGGAACUUCAAGAUUAAGCAAUAAAAAGAAAGCUAAAUUUGAAGUUUAUAGACCUGUUCUAAUUUUCUUUGCCUUGAUAGAUGGAAUAUAUAAACAUUUUAAGAUAAAUUUGUUACCUGGCAACGAUGGAAUUUGUCAUAGCUAUUUGGAGUAUUUACGUUACAAUGACGUUGUCGUUAAAGAAAAUUGUGAUAAACUGUUGAAAUUGUACCAAAGAGAUUUACUGAAUAUGGAAUCGGUUGAAGAAUUCUUAGACAUAACAGGUUUACAAACAGAAAUUGAUAAUCCGAAUGAGUUCUUGACGACCCUCUUAAACUGUAUACCAUAG